AUGGCUGUGGAGGGUGUCCAUAGUGACAGCGCCGCCGCACUAGGAAAUGAAGCUGAGGAGGGCUACGUGAGUGAUGCAUCGGAGGGUCUUGUUCAGUCCAUGGUCGAGGACAGCAUGAGGCGGACUGAGAGGGCCGAAAGCAAACUGGAGGCUAGCGCUUCGCUGGAGGACCGGAUCACUCUGUUGGCCUCGCUAGUUGGGGAGAGGGGGGCUGCGGCGGCGGCGGCGAUGAGGGGGUUGUGCUUGCACUUGUUGACCUCUACCAUGGGCGAGAGGACGUUACGGAGGAGCUAUGCGGUGGACACUCUCGCGGCUGCGGCACUGAAAGCCUCGUUUCGACGAGAUUCCCUGAGUGCAGGGGGCGCAUUGGAGUUGGAGGCGGCUUGUGUGUCACUUCUAGAGGCUGCCCAGGCCCCUCAGAAGGAGGGCGAAGGGGCUAUGGCGAUCCUAAGGCGAAUGUCGGCGCUGAAGGCCGCAGUGGACUUGACCACAGUGGGGCUGCCCAUGACCAAGGCUGUUCGACGUGAUAUCAUUGAAGUGUUUCGUCGCCAAUUUAACCGCUAUGGUCGGCAGUCGGUGUGGGUCCACGUGGAGUGCCGGAAGAACGCCGCUCGUCAGCUGGAAAGGCUCCUAAGUAGUGGGUUCCUCAACGACCAACCGAGUGCAGUGGACGACGCCCGAUACUGUAUCGUCAACCACCUCGCGGAAAAGGAGACCAGUGUUGAGGUUCGCACAGCCUUGUUCCGCUGUUUGGCGUUGCUCCCACACGCCCUAUCGGAUGCCAUACGAUCGAUGAUUGUGAACACCCUUAUUAAGGCGCCACUCUCAGUGGCUGAUCUCGAGUCUAGUAUUGCUUGUGCUGGCGUACUGUGCAAGAAGGUCAGUAGUUUGGAUAGUCUGCGUAAAAAGUUGAAGUCGGCUGGCAACACCAACAACGCCGCUGUGAUGGUCGCUAUGGCGCGCUGUGGGUUAGACGAGGGUAGCCCUGUGAGGCCCCUGGAGAUCCUAAGGGCACUUCUGGAGGUUCCUGGGGACCCGUCUAUGGUGGGAGUAGUGGACGGCAUCGGUGGUGAUGCGAAAGUUUUUGGGAAGUGCUGUUGCUCAUUGGUGUGGCGGGCGAGUGAACUGGGUCUAGCUGGGGAGGUCUUCGACUUUCUUAUGGAGGACCUACGCGACCGAGAGGCCCCUAGGACUACCUUCCAGAGGCUGAUAACACUAAAGCUAGUGGAAGUGUGUGUUAGGGCAGGAGGGGUUCCGGGGGUCUACUUCGACCAGGACUGGGGUGAGGUGACUGAGCUGCUUUUGGCGUAUGCAGUUGAUGAGGCUGGUGUCACUGGGGAGGCUGGUAGCAAGGCGCUGAUGGCUCUAGUGGGCGCUCUGGUCUCAUCGGCCCCUUUAAGUGUAGUGGAGACGGUGUUAAAGACUGCAUUAGGGUGGCUCGAGGGAGGUGUGGACUCUAGUGAACUGCCUAGGGCCGCCUGCGCUCUCACACUAGUGGAAGGCUGCCUCAACACCCCGGCUGACCGGGCCCGAUGGGUCCUCCUUCCGAGCCUGCAGCAGCUACUGGGCAUACUAGAUGGUCUGUUGGGGUCGGCGGCUAUCUCGGAACUCCAGCACUGGAUAAUAUCAACGGCAGCUCUUGGUGAUGCUGACGAGGUUGACUCUACUGCGGACCUGCACUUGAACGACCGCUUGGUCAUCCUGCUGGUGGGCCAGCGGGUUGUGGCUCUUGUUCUGAGCGUGAUGAGCAGUGACGAUAAACCAUCUAAAACGGCGAAGGAGACGGCAGCGAAAGCAGUGGAGUUUUUGAUCGAAAUCCUGAAUUUGCUGAAGUUCCUGCCGAGCCCGCUGACACCUAUCAGCGACUCACAGCCGAGGUUAAUACGGAGUUUAGCUGACCGGGGCAUACCCGACAGGAUGAGGGUAUUCCUGCAUGGCCCGACGGGGCCUGAUGUUCGCAGCUCCGACACUGGGCUGAGGUUACUGGGCGAAAUCAAAUGUUGCUGUUGCGAUGCCUUGCGGAAGGUCAUAGAGAAGGAGGAAGUGCUUGACAGUGGGCAAGUGGGGGCAGUAGUGGAGGGCCUGUUAGAGGACGUGGGAGGUAGAGUAGUACCUUCUCAUGGGGGGUCGUUGCCACUAGGGGAGCUGGAAGAGCCCCUGGGGGUUCCACCGAGUGAUUGGGUAACUAGUGGGGCUGUGUUGGCCAUAAUGGAGAGAGCGAGUGAUGAAGUUAAGGAGGCCUGUAGGUUGCUGCGGUCGAUUUCGGACGCUCUUGCGGCUGGUGUGGUAUCAAGCGAAAAACGGUUGGAGACGAUUGAGAGGAUGGUCAGGUCUGUGAGGGAUGGCCUUCCUGUAGUAGACUUCUCGGGAGUCCAGGAAGGGGCGCAGGUCGUGAUCCCGAACGACCUGCGUGCAGUGGUACUCUUGAGGACGCUAGCGAGAGUGGCCGAGCAUGUGCAGGGCGAGGAUAAGAUUGCAUGCUCGGAGGAGAUGAUGACGCUGGUAGAGGUAGCCCUGCUGAAGCCUCUGGAUGUGUCUAGGUUGAAUGCCUUGUUGAGGCUGUUGGUGACAGUAGCCCCCACUUUCCCUGAGAGGGUCCGUGCCUUGGUCCAGAAAAUAGUGGAUUCCACAGAGUGUCGUGAUGAAACUAUCGUGAACUGCUGUCGAGCAGUGGAUGCCCUCACGGACGUUGUGGAUGUGUGGGAGGAGUUUAGUCGUGCGAAGUCGCAGCUGGCCUACAGUACUAAGCCUGGGUUACGUUUCGCAGUGUUAUCGGCGCUACGCCACGGAGGGACGAGGGCGUUGGGUCUGUCUGUGGCCCACAUGGUGGAGGAGUCUUGGGACUCUCGGGCGGCCUGGGAGCAGCUCGGGCGGGUUCUCGAGGCGUGCAGAAGGGGCCCUCCUACGGCCCUGUCGAUGACGUUGAUGCGGGCUCUCGAGCUGAUGGCUGGUCGUGACUCUGAGGCUGUCUCCACUCAUUUACUAGGGUACUCUGCGGCGUGCAUCGAGACCAAUCCUGAGACACCCAGGCGGCUGUGCCGGGAGACGAUACAGUCGGAAUAUUACGGUUGUCGAAGGCAAGCGGUUGCGUGCCUGUUGCAGCUAGCUAAGAAGUCCAUCCCGGUCGGAGCGGUCGAAUGGGGCCCAGCACUUGUCAAAUUGUAUAGUAGUAGUGCCGUGAGGGGAGAGGAGGGCCUCUGUGAGGAGAUAGAGCGGCUGGUGGAAGUCAUGGGCCAUGUGCAGCCGAGGGAGUCUAUGGAGACGGCCUUGGCCGUUUUGGGCGGUCUUGCUAUGAGUCCCAGUGCGGCACCGCCCGGCUCGACCGUGUCACCACGUGGUAACGCGCGUGGACGGUCCCUUUCUGUGGAGGUCAUGCGUGGGCGAGUGAUGGAGGAUGGUUCUAGUCCAGUAGCAGCAACAACGAGAUAUGAUGACCCUGAUAGCCAUCCUCGGACACCUGUGCUCCUACCGAGGGCCCGGGCCCUGGCCGCUCGGCUCUUGGGGGUAGUGGUAGCCAACGUAGAGGUCGACCCAGCGGAUACGAACUCGCCAGAAGCUGUGCUGAAGUUAGCACUCAUGUUGGCGAAUUCAACUGAUGAGAAGACUGUUGGACCAUCCAGAGAUUGGAGUGCUCUAUACGUGGCCUCUCUAGAGCUCCUCCAUCUAGUUGUGCAGAAAUACAGCGUCGUUGCUGAUAGCAGUCUACCACGGCUGGCUGCCUAUGAAGCGCAGGUGGUGCCGGUCCUAAGAGCAGCACUGCAAGCCUCGUAUAGUGUCCAGGUUGAUGAGAAUGGACAGUUGUUGUUCGAGGGACGGUAUGGCUCAGAGGCCUCAGCUGCCUCUGCGUAUUUCAAAUGCUUCGUUACUCUUGCUGACUGCUUGGGAGAAUCCUCCACUGUGAGUGAGGAGAUCAGGAGCUCGCUGGUCCCGCACGUCGAGAGGCUGCUGGAGGACUGUGCGGUGGCAGGGCGUGUCAAUAGGGACAAGGAAAGGGCGACAGACUAUGAUUUUCGGACCUUUCGGGGGGCUGAUUUCGCCUCUGUACGGGAGAGACUAUGCGGGCCUGUUGCCAAUGCGGCUGUAGUGUUAGCCUGGGUAUUGCAAUUGAUUGCCGGCGACUAUGUGGCGCCUUGCAGGGAAAUUGUCGAGUAUUUGCUCACUAGUGGGUGGCCUGGGCUGAGUGGGAAGAUCCUCACAGGGGCUCUGCCUGCCAUAGUGGAGGAAGAAGGUAUAGAGGAUAAUGAGGUUGUCGAGAGGGUGCGGCAAUGCACGGCUAAGGUGCGAUACGAGUCUAUGGACAACAUGCAGUUGUUGGCGCUCGCUGAAGUCUUCGACAAGUUCCAAUGUGAGGAGCGGGCUGACUGUGCACAGCAGUGCCUCCAUACUACUGUGGCUCUCGUUUUCGGGUUCGUAUUUUUUCACUUNNNNCAGGUGCUCCUCUCUAUUGUCGAUCAUUACAACAGGGCGGCUAAGGGCACAGCUAGACGUGUUGUGGGCACGCUGUUGGGCCAGAUGCUGGAUGGUAAACUGCAUGUUACCAACAGCUUCGCCUUGCCCUUCGAGGAAGACCUAAGAGACCCUCAGGUGUGGUUUGUUGACCAUAACUAUCAUGAAAAGAUGUAUGCCAUGUUCAAAAAGGUCUCGCAGAAGGAAGUGGUCGUGGGGUGGUACUCUAGCGGGCCCAGGAUUAAACCUAGCGAUCUCGCAAUCAAUGAGAUCUUCCGACGGUAUUGUCCGGAGCCUGUGUUCCUCAUUAUGGACGUCACUGGAGGCAAUAGUAGCAGUGCCGCCAAGAAGGGGGAUCUCGAUCCCAGAGACUUCCCCAUGCAGGCCUACUACUCGGCUGAAGAGGCCUCUGCGGAUCCUCUCACUCGUAGAACCUUCGUUCACUUGCCUUCUGUUGUUGGAGCCUUUGAAGCCGAGGAGGUUGGUGUAGAGCAUCUGCUGCGAGACAUCAGGACGCAGAGCACGAGUACUCUGGCCACUCGAGUGGAGUCUAAGAUGAAUGCCUUGAAAACCCUUGUGGUGAAGAUCAAUGAGAUUGCACAGUACUUAGGGCAGGUUAUCGACGGCAAGCUGCCUCCUAAUGCACAGAUCAUCUACAAUCUCCAGAACAUAUUCAACUACUUGCCUGGUGACAGCCAGGAGGACGUUGAGCUCAUGCGUUCCUUCAAUGUGGAGACCAACGACAGUAUGCUGUGCAUUUACUUGGGGUCGAUACUGCGUGCCACGGUCGCCCUGCACAACCUCAUUAAUAACAAGAUCGCUAAUAAGGCACGAGAGGCAGAGGCGGAGGCUAAGGCCGAGGCGAAGGCAGAGAAGAUCUCUGCAGCUAAAGGUGAGCAGCCUAGCGACUUCCCAACGCUGAACUGGUCUGUUGUAGAGAGCAAGAAGUCGGCAACAGCACCGUGA
This is a messenger RNA of Perkinsus marinus ATCC 50983, 5412 nucleotides long. Its product is annotated as 26s proteasome regulatory subunit 7, psd7, putative. Gene Ontology annotation, molecular function: protein binding; metallopeptidase activity. Gene Ontology annotation, biological process: proteasome-mediated ubiquitin-dependent protein catabolic process. Bases 1 to 5412 code for a protein of 1803 amino acids. The record is from RefSeq and is a predicted model, not a curated record. NCBI's taxonomy places the organism in Eukaryota, Perkinsozoa, Perkinsida, Perkinsidae. The transcript is spliced from 26 exons. Gene Ontology annotation, cellular component: proteasome complex; proteasome regulatory particle.